AUGCAAUCUCCAUCGAAGGAAAAUCCCGACCUCCCUGCGGUACCACCGCCGCCAUCAGAUUCCCGUCCAGCGAAAGAGGUUGCCCGUGGUCAGUCAAUGGAGAAAGUUGACCUGCCAUUAAAAGGGUCCGGUACUGCUAGGAAAAGCAGAACAGCGGCACUGGCAGUGAUCUACGCCGCAAUGACUUCUCUGUGGGUGUUAAGCAGCAUGUAUCUGCAUCCGGCGGUACAGCGCCUGCCUCCGCCGCCGCCCCCGUGGCGGUACCACGCCUUCCUCAACUUCCGGGGGCUGGACGUCCGCCACUCCUUCUCCGACCACCUCUACUCGGCGCUGAAGCGGAGCGGGGUCAGGGCUUUCCGCGACGACAAGGACAUGCCACGGGGCGCCAACAUCUCGGAGACGCUCCUCGCGGCGAUCGAGGCCUCGAUGAUCUCCGUCGUGCUGCUGUCGAGCAACUACGCCUCGUCGCCGUCGUGUCUCGACGAGCUGGUGUGGUGA
Molecule: messenger RNA, 498 nt
Organism: Linum tenue
Lineage: Eukaryota; Viridiplantae; Streptophyta; Magnoliopsida; Malpighiales; Linaceae
Source: the annotation of a GenBank genome assembly